This is a messenger RNA of Carcharodon carcharias (great white shark), 5088 nucleotides long. It is a transcript of the gene smc5, whose product is annotated as structural maintenance of chromosomes 5. Bases 13 to 3267 code for a protein of 1084 amino acids. The transcript has 24 exons. Gene Ontology annotation, biological process: double-strand break repair via homologous recombination. Gene Ontology annotation, molecular function: ATP hydrolysis activity; ATP binding. Gene Ontology annotation, cellular component: Smc5-Smc6 complex. NCBI's taxonomy places the organism in Eukaryota, Metazoa, Chordata, Chondrichthyes, Lamniformes, Lamnidae. The record is from RefSeq and is a predicted model, not a curated record.
GCAACCGUCAAGAUGGCGGCGGCGCUGAAGCGCAAACUGUCCGGGCAGCGGGAAGCGAGUGGCAAGAGAGGAGCGAGCGGCCGGCUGGCCUCGCAGGAGGCGGUCGGUGAGGGGGGAGGAGGAGGAGGAGGGGAGAGGUCCGGCAACCGGUUCGUGGAAGGAUCGAUCGUCAGGAUCAAGAUGGCUAAUUUCCUAACUUAUGAUUCCUGUGAGAUUCACCCUGGAGCCAAUUUGAACAUGAUAGUGGGGGCCAAUGGCACUGGAAAGUCCAGCAUCGUCUGUGCAAUUUGUUUGGGCUUGGCAGGAAAAACCUCCUUUAUUGGCAGGGGGGACAAGGUUGGCCUUUAUGUGAAACGAGGAUAUAACAAAGGAUAUAUUGAACUUGAACUCUACAAGCGUCCGCAGAACCUUAUUGUUAGCCGAGAGAUUUCUGUGUUAAACAAUCAAUCUGUCUGGCAAAUAAAUGGAGAACAUGCAACCCAGAAAAUGGUAGAAGAACAGACUUCUGCUUUGAAUAUCCAAGUGGGGAAUCUCUGCCAGUUUUUACCUCAGGAGAAAGUUGGGGAGUUUGCUAAAAUGUCAAAAAUUGAGCUGCUGGAAGCAACUGAAAAAUCAGUUGGCCCACCAGAAAUGUACAAGUUUCACAGCGAUUUAAAGAACUACCGUGAGAAGGAGAAGGAACUCGAGAAUAUGUGUAAAGAAAAAUCGGCUGCCUUGGAGAAAAUGAAGCAGAGGAAUGAACGUAACGAGCAAGAUGUGCAGCGGUAUUAUGAACGACAGCGACACUUGGAUAAAAUUAAGAUGUUGGAAAGAAAGAGGCCCUGGGUGGAGUACGAGGUUGCUCGACAGGAGCACGAAGAAGUGAAACGUGUCCGUGACCAGCUAAAACAAGAACUGAAAGCGCUCAAAGAAGCCCAGGCUCCCAUGACCAGAAAAAUUCAAGCUGUUGAAAGGCAAUGUAGGGAGCAGGAAGCAAAAAUAAAAGAAAAGGGGUCAGAAAUUAAGAAAAUCACUCAGGAAUGCAAACAAAAGCAAGAUUAUUUGGAACGGAAAGACAAAGAGGUUGAAGAAGUUCAGCAACGUUUAAGAAUGAAAAAUGAUGAGGAAAUUGACCGCCAGAAAAGAAUAAGCAACACCAAGAAAAUGAUUGAAGAUUUACAGAACGAGCUGAACACAACCCGGAAUUACGACCACGUGCAACCAGAAAUAGACCAAAUCAGUAGUGCUCUCCGGAAAGUUCAACAGGAUAAGGGAGCCAUUGACAGUGAAAAAAUAGACCUACGAAGAGAGAAAGAAAAUCUGGAGAAAGAGAAAAAAAAUGUUAUGGCUAACAUCAAGAGACUUGAAGACAUGAUGCACAUUAAAGAAGCAAGUCUUCGAAAUGGGUUCAGAGAUACGUACAAUGCUGUUUUAUGGUUGAGGCAGAACAGGAACCGAUUCCGUGGACACAUCUAUGAGCCAAUUAUGCUUGAGCUUAAUAUGAAGGAUUCAAGGAAUGCCAAGUACAUUGAAAACCACAUUUCAAUGAAUGAUCUGAGAGCCUUUGUUUGUGUGAACAUGGAUGACAUGGGUGUAUUCCUUAGUGAGGUUCGUGAUAAACAGAGGCUAAGAGUGAAUGCAGUGUGCGCUCCUUCCACCUCAGCUGCCGGGAGACAACCUACAAGACCGAUUCAAGAUCUUCAAAUGUAUGGCUUUAUAUCCUACUUGCGAGAGCUGAUUGAUGCACCGGAACCUGUAAUGAGUUAUCUAUGCGAGCAAUACAAAGUUUACGAUGUUCCCAUAGGGACUGCAAGGACCAAAAUGAUGAUCGAAAGGGUAAUAAGUGAAACGCAACUACGUCAGAUCUAUACAGGAGAAGAACGAUACACCGUAAAGAAAUCCAUUUAUUCAAAUAAAAUAAUUUCAAGCAAUACACAGUUAAGAGAUGCGAAGUUUCUCACUGUUCAGGUGGAUGCAAAGGAAAGAAGACGAUUGGAGGAUCAAUCAAAAGGAGUAACUGCAAAUCUGCAUGCAGUAGAGUCACGCAUUGCUGAAUUUUCUGAGAGACAAAGACAUCUUGAGUGUAAAGAUAAUGAAUUGAGGACAAAGAAGAAAGAACUUUUGGAGAUGAAGAGCAGGAGAAGGCAACUAGAACAAAAAAUCAGCGCAAAAAAUGAUAGUCUGAAGCAGAUGGAGAUGGAUACUAUCAAUCUUGAAGAGGAAGAACGAAAAGCUAAUGCAAAAAUGAAGGCAAUCUAUACCCAAAAAGCCAAGUUAGUUUCAGAAUUAACUCAGUUUAUUAGGACCUGCCUGACACUGAACAUGGAGAAAGUCGGCUUUGUUCUUGAAAACACAUCAUUAACUUAUCAGAAGAACCGGCUGGAAACGGAAUGUAAAGAGUCAGCCGCGGAACAAAAAAUGAAAGAGCAACAAUAUGCAGAGCUGGAUGAGAAAAAACGCAGACUUCUAAAUAUGUGCAAAGAGCGUAUGAAAGCAGCCAGGCAGACCUGUGACCUGGAUCCUAAUCAAAAUUACAUCCCUUCAGAGCUGAUGACAGCAUUUCAAAGUCUUCCAAAUUCACUGGAUGAAAUAGAUGCUUCGCUUAAUGAAGAAAGAUCCAGAGCAUCCUGUUUCACAGGCUUGAAUUCUUCAGUUGUGGAUGAGUACAAGAGGAGGAAACAAGAAAUAGAAAAUUUGUCUGAAGAGCUGAUUGAAAAAAAAAGUGAAUUGGAAAACUAUAAACUGAAUAUCUCACAGGUAAAAGAAAAGUGGCUAAAUCCUUUGAAACAGCUUGUCGAACAAAUUAACGAGAAGUUUAGCGAGUAUUUCCGCUCAAUGCAGUGUGCAGGGGAAAUUGACCUGCACACAGAAAAUGAGGAAGAAUAUGAUAAAUACGGUAUCCGAAUUCGAGUGAAGUUUCGCAGCAGCACUCAGCUCCAUGAACUCACCCCACAUCACCAGAGUGGCGGGGAGAGAAGCGUUUCUACAAUGCUAUAUUUAAUGGCUCUACAGGAAUUAAAUAGAUGCCCAUUUCGAGUUGUAGAUGAAAUCAAUCAGGGAAUGGACCCAACCAAUGAGAGGAGGGUUUUUGAAAUGGUGGUACGUACAGCUUGCAAGGAGAACACCUCUCAAUAUUUCUUUAUCACACCCAAGCUGUUGCAGAACCUGACUUAUUCUGACAACAUGACAGUGCUGUGUGUUUAUAAUGGGCCACACAUGCUGCCACCAGGCAAGUGGAAUCUGAAGGCUUUUCUCAGGAGGCGACGAAGAGUACAAGUGCAUAACUGAGGAAUUUAAGGACAAUUCUCUCUUGGGCAUUAAUCAAUUAUGUUUACAUGCAAAACACUGACUCUUUCACACAUUUGGCUUUUAAAUGCUUAUUAUACGAGCAGAGAAAUGCUAACACAUUCUUGCUGGAACGAAAUUAACUAAGGUAAGCUUAUAUUUUAUCAGAUAUCGCUCCCACAUGUGCGACCACAACGCUCGCAUAGUGGUAUGGCUUGGUAAUUGAAUUAUUGUACAUAGCUGUAACAAUAAUGGGGAAACAAAGUUUGUAUAACUGUAAAGGUAGAUUUCUGUCUACUGGACAAAAUACCUGUCCUUUUAAGGAAAUUGUUGUCAAUAUAUUGCUGCAGGAUGCCCUAAUUCUGUAAGGUGUGAUUUGUUGUGACAGUUAGAUUAUUGUGAAAUUGGUGCAUCCCAUGCCAUUCCCCCAUGUAGAAGAGCAAAAAUUACUGGUUUUUAAAUUUCUUAAUUGUUUUUUAAAAGCUGUCAAGUACCAGCCAUGCAGUUAGACAGAAAACAGAUUUCUGAAUUGUGAAGAGUGAUUAAGGUGGGUGAAAGCCUUUAUAUGGGCAGCCAGCUGUAAAUAAAGGUAAGAAAUUCUCUUAGGCAGAAAACAUGCUCAGAGGUGCAGCCUGAUUCCGCAUCAUAGAAGAGGGAACAAAUGCCCUCUGCCCAAAAUCCAAACAUGCUGUGCACAACAUCAACUCAUGAGCUCAGUAAUAGAAUGUAAACUGGACCUUCAUGUCAGAGGGGAUAUGACAUAUGAAGGGAAAGCCAUAUUCUUAUGUACAGAAAAUGCCUUUAGGAGUGACUGUUGCCUUGCUGGGUUAGCCACCCAGUCCAUGAUAAGUGGACAGUAAUGUAUUAAUGUGAGUCAUUAUUCCUGCACUUGCAUCUUGUCAAGUAGUGUGCAUAGCACAACGUUUUUAAUGAAUCACCAAGUGUCCUUUGCACUGAUGUAGCCCUGGGUGGAAGGGGUGGUUGCUUGUCCCCACCCCUGUGGAGGUCACCUGGUUAAUCUGCUCAAAGAUAGUGUACCACCAGCCAAGGUGAGCAUCUCCACUUGCACUUUGGCCCUGAUUGUUGCUGUGGGCUAUUGUGAAACAGAAGGUGUAAUUUUAAUCUAUUCAGCGCCGUUGUUCAGAUUUGCCGUCGUGUAUAUGUGGGUGGGGGGUGGUCGGGAUUGUAAGGUUGGUUAUUUAAAAUGUUGUGCUGCUCUGCAGUGCCUGCUUUAUUUUUGUAAGAUAACAAAAAUAUCAAUAGUUACUGCUGUAGUGUUACAAGUUUUUUUUUAUUGAAGUAUGUUGCAAAAGCUGUCUGAAGGAACUUGUAGUUUUCACAGUACAAGUUGGGCGAAUGCAUCUUUGAAAACACAACAUUCCACUUAUUCAACAGAGGUGAUAAGAAAUUUGCCUUCCCAUAGCCACCUCCUUGACCCAUUAACACUUUGAAAAGAAUAUGAUACACUGCCAUAUUUAUAUCUAUGACUAAUCCUUUUCAAAGGUGGAUAUUUUGAAUGUUAUUUUGGGACAUGUUCAGUGUAAUUGAACCAGUUUCAUUCAUGGCACCCCCUCAGAUUGGCUUUUAAUUAAAUCUCUAUGAGAAAUUGAUAUAUUUCCCUUUUGCAUUUUCAUAAAACUUUUGUUCAAGAAUUUUUGGUGUUUUGAUUUUAUCGUUUGAGAACUUGGCCUUUGUUUUGUAUCGCUGACUACUUUCUAAAGAGAAUUCUUGUUAUUUUGUUUAAAAAGAAGCUCUGUAUUUUACCUUGGGUAAGUUUAUUGCUGUUCCUUUGAAUUGAAAUAAAUAAACUUUAUUUUUAAAAAA